AUGGAAUUCUUUAUGAUAGGAUAUUCAUUUGUUUUAUUUUACAGUGGAUUAAAAAAUACGCCGGUUAGUGAAUUUAAAAUUUAUGGUGGAUCAUCAUGUUUGUAUAUCGAUGAAAUGGACGAGGACCUUUAUGAUAAUGUGCCAAGAUUUAGAUGUCCAGGUAAGGAUGAUAAUAGAAGGAAAGUGGUAUCAAUUAAACCGCUUGCAUUACUUGUGCCGAUGUCAUCUGUAAUCAGUAAUGUCGCAUAUAAUCGUGGCGUUCCAUUUUAUGAAGCAUUUUCGGAUAUAGCAAUUUUUGAAGUGGAACCUAUCAAUAAAUUGGCACUAAAAUUAAAUGAAGGAAAUGAUGAUGAGGAUGAUGAUGUGAAUUUUGACGUGGCAUGCAUGCCGGAACCAAUAAUUCAAAAUGAUGGAUCUAAUCAUAUCAUUAUUUCAUAUGGACGUAGAAAAAAUUUAUUACACCAAAAAGACGACAAUCCAGUAAAUGUUAAAUUAAGUCUUCUCCUGGAAAAUAAUGUUUAUAUCGAUGAAUGCCCGGCAAGUAUUCCAUUAAUAGCUUGCUCACGUGUUAUGAUAAUUGAAGGUGAACAAGGUGCUACUGAGGGUGAUAGUGGUGGUGCAAUUAUAAAAGAAUUCGACGGUCUUACGGUAUUAAUGGGUAUUCUCUCAUUUCGUCAAAAUAUUGGAAGAGCUUAUACAAAAUUUAUGUUUGCAACACAUAUCAGUGAAUUUCAUGAUUUCUUUUGUUAUUAUAUUGGUAUUUGCAUAUAUAAAGAUUUUAUUGAGAAAGAUUAUUUGGAACAUCCCGAGGAAGUAAUCAUUCUCACUGAUAAAGCUGGAAAUAAUACCCUUGGCAAUGGUAUAUGA
Messenger RNA from Cercopithifilaria johnstoni, 867 nucleotides. Lineage: Eukaryota; Metazoa; Nematoda; Chromadorea; Rhabditida; Onchocercidae. The record is from the annotation of a GenBank genome assembly.